Messenger RNA from Thunnus maccoyii (southern bluefin tuna), 5187 nucleotides. RefSeq names its product solute carrier family 43 member 3b (gene slc43a3b). The record is from RefSeq and is a predicted model, not a curated record. Gene Ontology annotation, biological process: transmembrane transport. NCBI's taxonomy places the organism in Eukaryota, Metazoa, Chordata, Actinopteri, Scombriformes, Scombridae. The coding region runs from base 1290 to 2762 and encodes 490 amino acids. Gene Ontology annotation, molecular function: transmembrane transporter activity. The transcript is spliced from 14 exons.
UUGUCCCUAUUUUUCAUCUUCAGAAACAUCAGACUCAUUCAUCUCAACUAUUGUUCUUCCAGUCAGACAUCCUCAGUGUUUGUCAAAUCAACCAACUACAGAUCACUUUAUUUGUAUGCAGUUCUUUGAAUGGGACCCUUCCCUCAUAUUUCAUGAACUGUAUUCCUACAAUCAUCAAUUUCACAAUUAUUUCACUCCAAUGACUAUAAACUCAGGCCUCCUGUCUGCCGAACAUCUCAAUUACAGUUUGGUUUAAUUGAUGUUCUGCCAUCUCAUAUUUUGAACUAAGCACCUGCACAAUUUAAGAAAGCCGUUAAAGGUUUGUUUUUACCACAUUGUUAUCCUUAUGGAUUAUCCUUGUAAACUGCCCAAUAAUAAUUAGUCAUUCAAAUUGUAUUUUCAUUACUUUGUGUACUUACUUUCUGCUUUUUUUCUCCAUUCUAACAGAGUAAGGUACGCACUGGAAAGUGUCCUGAUCAAGUCCCUCAGAGGGUUUUAUGUACCUCUCCAUCACAUUUUCUGUUGUUUACGUACAGUAUAUAUUAAUUUGUAUCUUUUGCAUGUGCAUAUGUAAACAAAUAGAAAUCAUAAAAUCAAAUCAAACAGCACUUGCUGAACCUCGACUCUGAUCUGAUUCCCCUCACUCUUCUCUCUUUUUGUCUUGUCUCUCCUUAAGAACACACCCUCAGUUUAUACAUACAGAUGUAAUCAAAUACAUUUCAUGAAGAUAUUUGAAUAUUUCAUGAAUAUUUGAAAUGACACUUCCACUGUAAUCACAAAAAACUAAGAAAUGAACUAAGUUGGUAUUUCAUUUACAGUUUAUUAAAUGGGUAAUUUAGCAUCCAACAAUUUAGCUUUGCACUUCCAUGAAGUAGGGGACUUGGUCGGAAUUGAUGCAUCAGAUAUUCAGACUUUUACUCUCUGAAGUGGGCCAAACUCCAAAAUCCCUUGAUCCUGCCCUCCCCAUAAUGCAAUUUGACUUAUAUUGACUUAUAAACCGUUUUUCCCUCCCUGUUUGCAAUGCAGGCUUUUUGUCUACAUAUAUAGUCGACAAGCUCAUGCCAAGAUGAUUCGAGUGAUGCCGCUCCUCCGGAGUCACAGAGGACAUUUAACCACCUUUUUCGCACACAAUGUGCUUCUAACAAUGACUGGAUAUCUCCUCUUUGUGGAUUCAAGAGAAAGGUAACGUGAGGAAAGCCAGCUGUUUGCCUGUGGAUCUGUCUGUGGACUGUCUGCUUGUGUGUGUGUGUGUGUGUGUUUGUGUGUGUGUGUGAGAGCGCCAGGGGACAAUGCCAGAUUGUGAGAAGCGCUUUUUGGUGCAGCGCAGCCUCACCUUCGCUACAGGUCUGGUGGAGAGCCUGUGUUUCUCCGGGGCCGUGUUCGGAUGGGCUUCUCUUGUUUUUGUCCUCAAGUCGGAGGGAUACUUCCACUCUCUGUGCGUCAACACGACACAAGUCAACACGACACAAGUCAACAACACGGUCUUAGAUUGCAGCGGACAGGAUGAACAGUUCUCUCUCAUCUUCACCAUCGCCUCCUUCAUGAAUAAUUUCCUCACGCUGCAGAAUGGUUUCCUCUUUGACCGGUUUGGCACCACAGUGGCUCGGCUCUAUGGAAUAUUUCUUUACACCAUGGGUACCUUGAUGGUGGCCUUCUCAUCCCCAGCUCUGUCCGUCCUGCUCUAUCCAGCUCUCUCUGUCCUGGCCGUGGGAGGCAUCUUGUUCCUGAUCACAAACAUGCAGGUGGGGAAUCUGUUCGGCACUCAUCGCUCCACCAUCAUCACUCUCUACAAUGGGGCCUUUGACUCUUCCUCAGCACUCUUCCUGGUCAUCAAGUUGUUAUAUGAGUCUGGCGUCUCUCUCUGCGCCUCUUUCCUGUUUCUGUCUGCCUGCAGCAUCAUUCACCUGCUCAGGACUUUCUUCCUGCUGCCCAAAGGGAUCAUCCCCUACCCGCUGCCUGAAGGUUACACAUACGGGAUAACCUGUGGUAAAUCAAAGAGUUCAGAGCAGACAGUGGCGAAUGGCAACGCAGAUAGAGAGACAGAGGAAAUGCCACUCGACAAGGGCGCCCCUGUAAAAGAAGUUAAGAGUUUCCGUGAGUGUUUACUGUCCAGGUUAUUCUUGGUGCAUCUGUCCUGGUUGUCGGUGAUGCAGCUCAGACAUUACCUGUUCAUCGGCACCCUCAACCCCAUGCUGCAGCGGCUGACGGAGGGAGAGCCCUCACUGGUGAGCCAGUACACCAAUGCUUUUGCUAUCACUCAGCUGUGUGGCGUGCUGUGUGCUCCGUGGAACGGCCUCAUCAUGGACAGACACAAGGGCAAACCUCGCGCUGCAGGAGAGACUGAACAGGAGGCAGACCUGCGGGCCUCGGUGCUUUCUCUCUUCCUGACGACGCUGCAGUGCGUGCUGUUCUCAGUUUGUGCCGCCACCCCGUACCUGCCGGUGCAGUACCUCACCUUCAUCCUGCAGGUGGUCAACCGCUCCUUCCUCUAUGGUGGCAACGCAGCCUUCAUCAGCAUUGCUUUCCCAUCAUGUCACUUUGGGAAGGUUUACGGCGCGGUCAUGGCUCUGUCUGCAGUGUUUUCAGUGCUGCAAUAUCCGUGCUUCGCCCUGGUGAAAGGACCUCUGAAUGGAGAUCCUUUAUAUGUGAAUAUUGCUCUGACACUGCUCAGCCUGCUGGCCUUCAUCAAUCCCCUCUAUGUCUACCUGCACUGUCGAAGUCUUGCCUCACAGCGAGCCAAGAGCAUCGCUGCCUCCUCUUAAAGUCUGUGAAAUGAGAUUCACACUUAAAAUGUCCUUAAUAUCACCAGUGACACUGGUACUUCUUCAGUUUAUCUGAUUGAUAGUGCUUGUGUGGCUGUGUUGCCACAUGUAGUUUCUCCAUUUAUGGAGAAACAUCAAGCGCUUUCCAGUUACUUUCAGAUCACAGUCAAGUGUUGUUUCGGGUACAGUCAUAGUACAUUUGCCACACUCUUCUCUGAGCAUGUUCACAGUUUGAAUGUUUCCAUAUAAAUGACUAGCUUCUGGGCCCGUAAUUAUCAAACUACCAAAUGUAAAAUUUUUGACUUAAGUGAAGGAUAAAAGAAAAAAUGAUUUACUUUUACUCCUACUCACAAAACUUAGGAAUAAAAACUAUAAAACUUCUUCAAACCUCUAGAGCAGAUUGUAGAUGACUGCAGUACAGAAAAAGAGCUGAGCGCUCCUCUGUUUUCUGUCUUAUUGAUGAAAUGAUACAUUACCGAAGCAGUAUUAUUAAGAAUAGAGUUGUUUUUUUAGUAUAUUAUUAAUAUUUGAGAGAAUGUUAAACCACUUCUUCUUUUUUCAAAGUUUAACAUUUACCAGGGGUGCAAACAAACAACAAGUACACAUCUGGAAUUGAUCAACUGAUUUAAUGUUAUUAUAUCCUGUGAGGACUGCCUAAAAGCAAAAAAUGAAACAUUACUAACCUCUAAGAGGAUAUCCGAUCACUCUCAGAUGGACUGCAAAAAAAGGACUCUCCUUUGUCUGAUUUUAUUGACACACUGACGUGUGUUCACCUCAUUGGUACAAAUUCCCGAAACUGAAUCACUUCUGGCACAGUCCUCCUCCAAGUCCAUGUGAUAUUAUUCUCAACUAGAAAGCACUUUGGGUCACCUCCUGUUGUUUUUAAACGUGUUAUAUACAUAAAAGGGACUUGUCUUGAUUUAUCUAUUUACACACUAUAAAUAUAUUAUAUAGUUGUUGAUUGCACAUGUGUGUUAUACCCAGAGAUUUAAAGAUUCCACACAAAUAAAAUGAACUUUUUAAAAACUUAAUUUAUAUGUUCUUGCAGAAGAACACACAACAGUGCAGAUUUUUUUUAAUAUUAAGAAUAUGCCAGAUGUAGGGUCAGUCCAUUCUUUCAUGUGAUCACUUGACAGUUGUCCUUAAAACUUUUACACUUUGCUGUAAGUACGAGUAAGUCACUUGAUAAAUGCAUCUUAUUGCUCAUAUUCAGCCAAAAGUGUUUUUACUCUUAAGUUGGUUCUUUAGAGCUUAAAAGUUUGAUAAAUACAGGUCCUGAUGUGCAGCCUGCUGCGGCUGACAAUGAGCAUAAACUCCAGCUGUUGUCAAAUUUUCAGGAUGCAUCAUUUUAUUUUUAUACACACAUUUGAUUUUUUAAAGUGAUCUGAUGCAUGAAUCAAACCGUUUAACACUUUCAGCUGAUUUCUAAAGUAUCAAACACGCAGUGCUGAUGGGAUUUUUAACCGAGCUUUAACAAGUUUAAGUUUUAUCUGUUGUUUUAUUUGCCAUUUUUGGUAAAAUUACUCAUAUUGGCUGCUCUGAUUCUUUAUGUUUCCAUAACUGUGAUGUGUCCUAUGUUGCUUUUUUUUAAUUUAAUCCCAUAAUUUAACAUGCAUCUUUGUGUUUUUGUAUGCUAUGUGUUUUACCAGCUACCAGCAGCACCAUAGCUGUGGUAGCUUCAGAGUGCCAGGUGAUAACGCACUUUAUUGAGCAAAGCUGAAAACAUGGUUUAUAUCAGUGUGGACCUCUUCAAGUUAUCUCUAUCUAAAUUUUUUAAUCUUAAAAUGAUAGUAUAGGACAGUAGGAUGCUGAGUGUAGUGACAGCAUUAGAGAUAUUUAGAAGCCAGAAUCACAAAUAUCAAUCUGUGUUGUUUUAAUUAAGAGUAUCAGUGAUUUGCAGGUGAAAAAAGACGACUCGUUCUUUGACAAUCCAGUGAAGCUUUACUGUUAGAACAAAGGUCCUAUUUGCUCACUAACAUGAUGUCUAUGCACUGUUCUCAUGCGAGUUCAUUCAGAUUCAUCAGUGCAGUUCAGUUUCAGCGCUCUGUGAGGAAAGUAGAGCAGGCAGCACAGCUCUGCCAUCUGCUGGCCUCACAGUGACCCUGUUAGCGACCUCUCUGCCAAAUAUUGACCAACAGUAAUGAGCUCACUUCAUGUUUUAGUUGCAUCCAACAUAUGAAGUCUCAGGUGUGUAUGUGAGUAGCAGAAUUUGGGGUCAUGAAGGAUUCAGACUUCCAGUGGAAAUGUACCAUAAUAAUGUCGUAAAGGAUUAUAAAGGGAAAUAUGUCACCUACAGUUUUUUACCAGUAAGUUUAUGUUUCAGGUAGACGGUGUAUUUUUCUAAAGUGCCAAGAUUUGCCUUGUGGUAAUGUUGUUGUAUUGUAACUAUAAAUAUGCAAAUUCUGAAAUAUAUCUUUUGAUAUGA